This is a messenger RNA of Pieris brassicae (large cabbage white), 2055 nucleotides long. RefSeq names its product juvenile hormone esterase-like. The transcript is spliced from 4 exons. The record is from RefSeq and is a predicted model, not a curated record. NCBI's taxonomy places the organism in Eukaryota, Metazoa, Arthropoda, Insecta, Lepidoptera, Pieridae. Bases 308 to 1996 code for a protein of 562 amino acids.
CAUAUUAUUUUACAAUAAUACUUUAUAUGUAUUUGAUUAGGAAAUAACGAUUCCUAGAAGCUGGCAGCACAGAGUAAUGAUUACAAACUAAAAAAACAGUAUUUGUUUCAUAUUUUGGCUUAAAUUCAUGAUCAUUUUAUAUAAUUGAAAAACAUAGAAUAUGAAUUAAUAACUGUGGUUUGUGGUUAUGAAAGUAAGUAACAUAACUGUACCUUGUACAACUUCAAACUAUACAUACAGAUAAGAUUUACGCUGAUAUGGAUUUUGAUAGUGAUAUUAGAAUCCAAAUGCUCAGAAGAAAUUAAAUAUGGAUCAAAUUACUCAAGAAGGUGGAAUAGAUUCCAAGCAUGAAAAAUGUAUAGUCCAGACUGAAAAUGGAUGGAUUUGUGGAUACAUUGAUAAAAGAGAUGAAGGGACAUAUUACAAAUUCAAAAGUAUACCCUAUGCGGAACCGCCUGUUGGAAAUCUAAGGUUUAUGCAUCCCAAAUGUCUAAAGCCUUGGAAAAAUAUACUAGAUUGCACAAAAGAUGCACCAUUACCACUAUCACUCUUUAUUAAUCAAGAUGUGCUAGGUUCUGAAGAUUGUCUUUAUAUUGAAGUAUCCUCCCCAAACAUUAAACCUGACAAACCACUUCCUGUCAUGUUUUGGAUUGGAAGCUGCAACUUUGUUGUUUAUAUAGAUUCAAUUCUUGACCCAACUUAUUUAAAUAAUCAGGGAGUAGUUUUUGUAAGAUGUGGAUUUAGAUUGGGACCCUUUGGAUUUCUGUCAAUAAAUGAUUUUUCAGCACCAGGAAAUGUUGGAUUAAAGGAUCUUAUUUUAGCAUUUAAGUGGGUUCAAGCUAACAUAAGUAACUUUGGUGGUGAUCCAAACAAUGUAACCGCAUUCGGAAGUAGUACAGGAGGUGCAAUAGUACAUCUUAUGACAUUAUCUCCCUUGGCAAGUGGCCUGUUUCAGAAAGCCAUUGUUCAAAGUUCUAGUGCCCUUAAUGGUUGGUCUCUAGCGAAGAAUCCAGUUGAAAAUGCCAUGACCUUAGCAAAACAUAUGGGUAUAAAGAAAACAGACAAAUUUGAAGUUGUUGAAGAAUUAAGAAAGUUAUCAGGCUACGACAUUAUGAAAACCUAUAGCACAUUCCUUUUUGAUGAAUACCUAGUAGAGAAUGAUGUAUUUGAUUCACCAUUCAAGCCGUCUAUAGAAAAUGAAUUUGAAGGUCAACCAACAUUUAUGAGCAAAAGUCCAACUACAAUACUUAAUUCUGGUAAGUUUAAUAAAGUUCCAAUGAUGAUUGGUACCAACAAUGUGGAAGCUAAGGUGCUACAAUAUAUGAAAGACGAUUUUUAUAAGGAUUAUAAUAAAUACAAUGAGGAUGUAAAACAUCUGGUUCCUAAAUCAUUAGCAAAUGUAAAUAGUGACUGUCUGAGAAAAAUUGGUCAACAAAUAUUAUCAUUCUACUUUGUUGGGGUAGAAAAAGUUAAUGAACAAACCCAAAAACAAUACUUACAGUUUCUCACAGAUUACUAUUUUCAUUACUACUUGGACAAAACAAUACGAAUACAUAGCAAAGUUUCCCCUGAGUGCCCUAUCUACUACUAUGUUCUCAAUUACGCUGGGGAAUGGCUGGUGCCUAAAGAAUUAGAAUUUUUUAAUACUAUUGGACAUACUGCAGAGCUUCCAUUUUUAUUUGGAAUUAAAUCAUCAGAUGGCUCUUUUUAUAAGGGAAGUUGCGUUUCACUUACUACAAGGGAUAGAUGUGUCAAAAUGUGGACAAACUUUGCAAAAUAUGGAAAUCCUACUCCUACAGAUAACGAUGAACUUUUACAGAUCACAUGGGAUUCUGUAGAGAAUGAAAAAAGGCUAAAUUUCUUGAGUAUUAGCUCAGAUUUAACAAAAGGAAGAAAUCCAUUUUAUAAUCGUAUGUUAUUUUGGGAAAACAUACAUAAGGAACAUAUUAUUGUUAAAGUUAUCACACAUAUGAAUGACAUGGGGCUGAAGUUUUAGUAUAAAUAUAGAUUUGUUUUUUAUUUAUAGAAUUGUUACCAUUACAUUGUUUACAAUUA